This is a messenger RNA of Lycium ferocissimum, 2156 nucleotides long. Its product is annotated as IQ domain-containing protein IQM6-like. NCBI's taxonomy places the organism in Eukaryota, Viridiplantae, Streptophyta, Magnoliopsida, Solanales, Solanaceae. The coding region runs from base 52 to 1938 and encodes 628 amino acids. The record is from RefSeq and is a predicted model, not a curated record. The transcript has 8 exons.
UGUGGUUUUAUACUUGGCACAUAACAUCGUAGUAAAUUUUUCACAGGGAAGAUGGGGAUAACAUUCUCCUGUCCAUUUGCCAAUUUUGAGGAUUUGGAUAGUCGGGUUGAAUCAUAUUUGGUGAGAACAUUAAGUUUAGGAAGCGACGACAUGAGGAAUGCAUUACAGGCCAGGAAUUUCAAUGACCAAAUUACUAAAAGGUCGAAACUCUUGAAGUCUUUUGGCUCCGGGAAUAUGAUCCUUGAGGGAACUCUUACCUAUAAACGGAGGGAAUUUGAGGCCAAGAUUGCAUUGAGGACUCUUGUUUCCGAUAAGGAGGAUAAGAAGAACACUAGAUCAGACAACCCGUGGAACAGGGCAGAAGUUUCUCCGAAAUUGCAUAACAUCUCUGAUAAAGAUACUAGAACACUACCAGCAAGGUGUGGAAAACGUAGAGAUCAGGCUGCUGUAAAGUUGCAGAAGACGUAUAAAAGUUUUCGUACGCGAAGACAGCUAGCUGAUUGUGCUGUUCUAGUUGAGCAGAGAUGGUGGAAGCUAUUGGACUCUGUUGAACUCAAACACAGUUCUGUAUCAUUCUUUGACACUGAGAAACCUCAAACUGCCGUUUCGCGCUGGUCACGAGCGUUAACUAGAGCUGCUAAGGUCGGGAAAGGUCUAUCGAAAGAUGGAAAAGCACGUAAGCUUGCUUUGCAGCAUUGGCUUGAAGCUAUUGAUCCUCGACAUCGAUAUGGUCACAAUCUUCGAUUUUAUUACACAAAGUGGCUCCAAGCUGACAGUAAACAACCCUUCUUCUAUUGGUUGGACAUAGGUGAAGGUAAAGAAAUAAAUCUUGAGAGGUGCCCUAGACCAAAACUUCAACAACAAUGCAUCAAGUAUCUUGGUCCGAUAGAGAGGGAGGCAUAUGAAAUUGUCAUUGUAGAUGGAAAAUUCUUAUAUAAGCAGAGCAGAAGGCUUCUUGAUACGAGGGGAGGCCCACCGGAGGCAAAGUGGAUCUUCGUGCUAAGCGUGUCCAAGAUUUUGUAUGUGGGAAUGAAGCAAAAAGGCACAUUUCAACAUUCAAGUUUCUUGGCAGGUGGUGCAGCAUUGUCUGCUGGGAGAUUAGUAGCAGAAGAUGGUAUUAUAAAGGCGGUUUGGCCUCAGAGUGGACAUUACCUCCCUACAGAAGAGAAUUUCGAAGCAUUCAUGUUAUUUCUUAGGCAACAGAACGUUGAUGUCACUGUUGUCCAGAAAUUCACUAAUUAUGAGGAGGAAGCGCCCCUUACCAAGAAGGAAUGCAGUACAAACAUACGUAAUAACUUAUCAGCCCCGGAUUUCAGUGAAUCCAGCGCAGAGAGCAACCUCAAAAGAUCGGACACGAAGAAGAUUGAUUCUGCUAACAAUGUUUGUGGCGGAAGAGUACGACCCAAAAUUGCUGUUGAAAUACCAGAAAAGGAGGGCAUUGUCGAGUUGUUUAAGGAGACCACCCAACAGGUGCAGCCUGUGGUUACACCGGCAGACGGAUACGAAACACCAGAUGAGUACUUAUCGGACACAGAGUUUUCAGUUUCAAAGAAGAAUUUAUUCGAUCACGAAAACGAAGAGGAGAACAAGGAACCUGUCCCUGAAGAAAAAAUAAUCAAGAGAAUACAUUCACAUAUAGGCAUUAAGUCAUAUCAUUUGGCUCAUCAAUUGUCUGCAUGUAGAUGGACUACGGGAGCUGGACCUCGUAUCGGAUGCAUGAGGGACUAUCCAUCCGAGCUCCAAUUUCGCGUUAUGGAGCAAGUACAGUUAUCUCCAAGAACUGCAUUUCCAACUCCCUCGAAAUCUGCCGGUCGUACUUACACGCCUACCAUAUUUUCUAGAGAAGCACAUGAUCAAGGCAAAAGGCCUGAUUUUGAACUAGUUGUAUUCUCUGAAUCAGAUAUUCCAUCAGUAAAAAGAGAUGCAAUUUUUGGUUGAUUAAUUAGUAGUUUAAGAGAAGAGAACAACUAUUCUCACAAUACUUUUUUGUUGUAAAAUAGGGAAUUUUCUGCUAGCCAGUUUUGGUUGUUUCUCUCUUUUUUCCCUCUUGAAUUUUUUAACCUGUAUAGGUUUGUACAGAAAGAUGUAAUUAUUUUUUAACACAUUCUUUUGAAGAUUAUUUAGAAUAAAAGAUCAAAUAAAGUCUGUCAAAGAUC